Molecule: messenger RNA, 681 nt
Organism: Penicillium lagena
Lineage: Eukaryota; Fungi; Ascomycota; Eurotiomycetes; Eurotiales; Aspergillaceae
Exons: 4
Coding region: 1-681 (226 amino acids)
Biological process (GO): 'de novo' protein folding
Cellular component (GO): endoplasmic reticulum; endoplasmic reticulum membrane
Source: RefSeq, a predicted model, not a curated record
AUGUUGUUUCUUUGGUCUCUCUUGUGUGCCGCGGCCGGUGCGGUUUCUGUUGAUGAGCUGGUUGGUACCUGGACCACGAAGUCGCGCGAGGUCCUGACGGGCCCAGGAUUCUACGAUCCGCUCAAUGACAGGCUACUUGAACCCAAUCUGACGGGUAUCUCCUACUCCUUCGAUGCGAACGGACAUUAUGAGGAAGCAUACUACCGUGCCCUAGCCAGCCCCAGCGACCCAGCCUGUCCCACGGGGCUCAUGCAAUGGCAGCAUGGAUCCUAUGUUCUGACCGCCGAUGGCUCGCUGACCUUGACUCCCAUCGCCGUCGAUGGCCGCCAGCUCUUCUCGGAGCCGUGCCGACAGAGCAUCGGCAGCUACACGCGAUAUAACAGUACCGAACAUUUCAAAGGCUUCUCGGUGUCCGUCGACCGAUACCACCACGUCCAACGGCUCGACCUGACCCGAGCGGAUGGCCUCAUCCUCCACCCGAUGUACCUGGCCUACCGGCCGCCCAAGAUGCUGCCUACCACCACCUUGAACCCAACCCCAACGGGCCGCCAUAGCAAGCGAGACCGGUCCGAGGCGGGCCUGCAUCGGAUCGUCAAGGAGGAACUGAUCAACCCGGACAGGUGGUGGUGGUUAGGCGUGUGGAUGACUUCCGUGGGAGGCGUGGCUUUCUUUUGUUCGUGA